This is a messenger RNA of Symbiodinium sp. CCMP2456, 1059 nucleotides long. Lineage: Eukaryota; Dinophyceae; Suessiales; Symbiodiniaceae. The record is from the annotation of a GenBank genome assembly.
AUGACGCUGACACUGCUACUGACUGCAUGCCUUGCAUCCCGCCAGGACCCGGCGUGGACCAAAGCCGAGGAGCUCGCCGAGAGUCAGUUGUCGAGGAUGCACAUCUUCUACAACGUCGACAGGGUCGAUUUCCAGCGUCAGCUCGAAGCCUCUCUGAUGCCGAAGGAGAGGGUGCUUCUGUGUCUGGACGCCCGGACGUCGAAGCCGAAGAUCCUCACGGACGGCCUCAUCUACCUUCUGGAAACUGCCAUCAAAGUCUGUGGCAGAGACUACGUGAAGUGCCUCAUUCCGACAGGGUCGAGGCUGGAGCUUCUGCACAUCCUGAAGGCGAAGCUGAGGGACCAGGGCCUGCAGUCUUUUGUCGUCCAGUGUCAGAUGGAGGGCGCUCGGGGUCAGUCGGCAAACCUGCCCCCGACCUUCGUCGUCAGGGGUCAGGGCAAGGCCUAUUCCGCGGAGUCGAUCCCUGCUUCUGUGUCGAUUAACAGGGUCUCUUGCCAGCCGUACGAGCUGACGAAUCAGCGCUGCACAGACCCGAAAUGCAAGUAUCGACCAGCAGAUGCAGCCGCGGAAGUCAGUGCAGAACCCAAAGUCAUCGACCCUGCGAGCGAGAUCAACCGGGACGACAUGGAGGAACGCGCAGAGGACGAGCUUGAUGUGACGGAGGCACCGCCUGAUGCGGACUCCAUGGAAGUCCCCGCGCCAGAGGUGUCUGAAGUCGACCUUGCGAACGCCAAGGACAUCCAUUGCUUCGCCAGGCCAGUGAUCUGGUACGAGCGCAUGCUCAAGGAGGUCGGGCAUUGUGAGUCGACCCGGAAGGUCAUUGUGCUGUCGAGGACAUCCCAUCCUGGGUUGCCUGUCGCCUGCGAGUCCGUCGGCCUUGAAGUGUUCUGCCUGGUCGAGGGGCCGAACGAGCACUCUGUCGGCCAUGGGAAGGAGCUCUGCCGGUCGAUCUGCACGAACAGGCGUCUGUCGGAGGCCCAGCGGUCUGUCGUCAGCCGCAAGAGGAUCGGCCCUGACUCACUGACUUUUGUCACUGGUGUCUGCGUCCCUGACGUCGAG